Molecule: messenger RNA, 1758 nt
Organism: Manis javanica (Malayan pangolin)
Lineage: Eukaryota; Metazoa; Chordata; Mammalia; Pholidota; Manidae
Source: RefSeq, a predicted model, not a curated record
GAUGCCUUAUCUUCCUACAAGUUGGUAUGCUGGUGGAUCCAGUUGCAAGCCCUUUGUCGCUGAAAGGGGAGCCCAGGCCUGCACAGCCACCACCUGCCUCCCUGCUGACUCGUCCGUGCUUGGCCAGUAACGCGAGCCCCAGGGAGGGAGCUGCAGGGUCCCCUGGGUCCACCCCGACCCCGGCCACUUGCAAACCAGGCAUAGCCAACGAUGCAGGUAAGAGAGAACUGGGGUUCAGGCAAGUGCAGGUGUGGGUGCACAGGGGCCACAGGGAGGGCCCAAACAUCAGGACGGGGUGCUGCCCAGCGGGCAACCACAAGAACCCAGGCUGGGCCCAGACAUUGGUGUCUACAGGCCACUGGCCACCACCCACUCUCCCAGCUCUGCAGAGGCCUGGGUUCCUGUCCUCCAGGAUGCUGCAGCCAGAAGGAUCCCAGGCCUCUGAGCUGGGACAGCUGCUGGGACCCGGCGGGGUGACUGCAUCAUCUGCUACUCGACCUAUGACCUUACCGGACACCUGCCACGCCGCCUCUACUGUGGCCACACCUUCUGCCAGGCGUGUGUAUGCCAGCUGGACAUGCCGGCCCAUGAGCAGCGCUGGAUCCCCUGCCCUCAGUGCCGCCAGAGCAUACCCACGCCCCGUGGGGGGGUGGCCAUGCUGGACCUCGACCUGGCCACCUUCCUGGAGAUCAAGGCCGAGCGGGAGCCGUCUUGAACAGAGCCCCAGCCCCCUGCCCCCCUCAAAGGCAGCGCAGCCAUCACUCAGCAGCCGGCUGGGCUCUGCCCCAGCUUGGGACCCCAGCCCCACUUUCCCCAGCCCAGAUGCUGCUGCUGGGGCUGCGGCCCCCUCUGCUGGGGCCCCCCAGGCAGCCCUGAGGUCUGAGCUCUGGCCGCUGCCACUCCUGGCGGGGAGUUGCUGCCUGUGGCAGGCGUGCUUCAGAACUUUUGCUGGCAGGACAGCCUGCCUGGGACAGUCUGGGCACAGCAAACUGGGGUCUUCCCCUUGUGGAUACCCACUGGCCACAGCCUGAGGGUGGCGGCUUUGCUCACAGUACAGUGAGACUGUUGGAUGCCGGUGUCUUCCCUCCUUGCCUGGCGGGCAUUUCCAGGCCCUGAGCGAGCCUGGCAGGGUUUAGCGGGGUGGGGGGUGUGCUGCUGCCCCAGUCGCUUGCAGACCCAGCCCCGGCCUGGACUCAGCUCAGAGGUGGUUCCUAAAGGGGUCUGGGGGCCAGUCCCCCAGUCUCUGGCUGCAGGCUGGAGGGACAGGGCCUGGCUAAGGCCGUUCCUGGCUGUGCUUGGGCACAUGCCCCCUCCCAUGUAAAACGUCCCAUAGGUGUGAGCCUGUGAGCCAGCAGAGGGGAGCCGCCUCCUGGCCUGCAAAGUAGCCCUGCUUGGUUCAUUCAACAAAGGUCACUGAGCCGCAGAGUGUGCACCAUUCCAGGAGGGUCCCCUGCAGGCACAAAGUUACCUGCAACUGGUGUCCAAGGAGAGGGCUCUGGGUGAGGCAGCUCUAGGCCCAGAGAAGGUGAGGACCUGCCUGAGGUCACACAGGUCAGUAGGGCCACUCCCACACUGGACCCUUUGCUGGCCCUCAGCUUCUCUCUGCCUCCAAGUGGCCACCACACAGACAAUUCAGAGGGGCCAGAGCAGGUGCUAUGGAUGCAGACAUCCCCAAAGUCAGCCUGCAACAUCCCCAUCCCUGCUUGGGCAGGAGCAUCAUUCAGGAGCCCCUGGGAGGGCCCGGGAGGGGAGGGGGAG